AUGAAAGUGUUAUCAAUAAUUACCCUGAGUUUAGUUAGUAUUGAAUUUAUAUUGUGUUUGAAGAACCCAUUUAAGAAAGCUAAAAAAUCUUUAUCAAAAACUAUUGUAUCUUAUAAGGCAAAGGCGAAAAAAUAUAAAAAGAAAUUAAAGAAGUGUAUGAAAGCAAAUUUACAAUCAAAAUGUAUGAUGUCAGGAGGAUAUCCUGGAAUGCAAAAUAUGAUGAAUGGUGGAGGAAUGGGUGGUUUUAAUAUGAUGAAUGGUGGAUUUGAUCCUCAAUUAGCUAAUAUGUGUGCACAAAUGAAUCAAGGUGGAUUUAAUCCACAAUUUAGUGGUAAUAAUCCAAAUUUUCCAAUGGGUGGAAUGAUGUCACCUAUGAAUGGUAUGGGUGGUAUGAAUAAUAUGGGUGGUAUGAAUGGUAUGGGCGGAAUGAAUGGUAUGGGUGGUAUGAAUAAUAUGUGUCCACCUAUGAAUAACAUGAAUCCAAAUAUGGGUAAUAUAAAUCCAAAUAUGGGUAAUAAUAUGAUGCCACGUAUGGGUAAUAAUAUGGGUAAUAAUAUGAUGCCUCGUAUGGGUAACAACAUGGGUAAUAAUAUGAUGCCACAUGCGGGUAAUAAUUGUAAUUUCGGUAUGAAUAACGGAAUGGGAAAUGGAAUGAAUCCAAAUCAAAAUUUUAUGGGACAAAUGCCACCACAAAACACAAAUGGAAUACCUAAUUUCAAUCAACCCCUGGGAAAUAAUAAUCCAUGCCAAUCAAAUUUUCCCGGACAGGGUUCUUCAGUUAGUGCACAAAAUUAUGACUGUGAACCCGCCAUAUGCCCAGGAUCAAAUAUAGCCCAAAUUUUGUGCACUUGUAAAAUAUUAGGAACUAAUACUUUAGGAUCAUGUUCGUGUCAUGGAAACAAAUAA
Hepatospora eriocheir is the source of this 906-nucleotide messenger RNA. Lineage: Eukaryota; Fungi; Microsporidia; Hepatosporidae. The record is from the annotation of a GenBank genome assembly.